UAUAAAUUGUGUAGUAUCCUAUAUUCUGUAGCUGAAACUGCUGGAAUCUCCGCAACAAUCAAAUCUCUUUGCAAAGGGAAAAGCCAAAGGGCAAUGGCGGGAGGAGGAGAGGAUCUGCCGAGGGAUGCAAAGAUUGUCAAGUCACUGCUCAAAUCAAUGGGCGUUGAGGAAUAUGAACCUCGCGUUAUCCAUCAGUUUCUUGAGCUAUGGUAUCGCUAUGUGGUGGAUGUGUUGUCAGAUGCACAGGUUUACUGUGAGCAUGCCGGCAAGCAAACCAUCGAUUGCGAUGAUGUGAAGCUUGCUAUUCAAUCCAAAGUCAAUUUCAGCUUCUCACAACCUCCGCCAAGAGAGGUGCUUUUGGAAUUGGCAAGAAAUAGGAACAAAGUUCCAUUGCCGAAGGCAAUACCAGGUCCUGGAAUUCCCCUUCCUCCUGAGCAUGAUACAUUGAUAAGCACGAACUACCAAUUUGCUAUCCCUAAGAAGCAAUCGACUCCAGCAAUGGAAGAGACUGAAGACGAUGAAGAAAGUGUUAAACCGAAUUCGUCGCAAGAGCAGAAAACCGAUGUGGCACACCCAACAUCUCUCAGAGUAUCGUUUCCUCUCACUAAGCCCCCAAGUAGGGAUGGCAAACGGGUACAGUUUCGUUGAUUCCGCACCGCAUCCGCUCUAAUUGGAGCGGG
This is a messenger RNA of Hibiscus syriacus, 680 nucleotides long. Its product is annotated as transcription initiation factor TFIID subunit 9-like. Gene Ontology annotation, biological process: DNA-templated transcription initiation; RNA polymerase II preinitiation complex assembly. The transcript is spliced from 3 exons. NCBI's taxonomy places the organism in Eukaryota, Viridiplantae, Streptophyta, Magnoliopsida, Malvales, Malvaceae. Gene Ontology annotation, molecular function: transcription coactivator activity; protein heterodimerization activity; RNA polymerase II general transcription initiation factor activity. The record is from RefSeq and is a predicted model, not a curated record. Bases 94 to 648 code for a protein of 184 amino acids. Gene Ontology annotation, cellular component: SAGA complex; transcription factor TFIID complex.